Zonotrichia albicollis (white-throated sparrow) is the source of this 311-nucleotide messenger RNA. The record is from RefSeq and is a predicted model, not a curated record. NCBI's taxonomy places the organism in Eukaryota, Metazoa, Chordata, Aves, Passeriformes, Passerellidae.
GGGCACUGCGAGUUCGGGGAGGUGCGGCCCUUCCUCGACCGGGUGGCGCAGAAAUUGCCCUUCCCGGCUGUGGCCGUCAGCCGGGAGAGCCUCCAGGAGAUGCGGCGGGAGGAGGAGCAGAGGAGGCUGGACAACCAAAACCCCUGGACUUUCGAGCGGGUGGUGACCUCCAAUAUGCUGGGCAUGAGGAAGUACCUGAGCCCCUACGACCUGAAGCUCAAAGGACGCUACUGGGGCAAGUUUUUCCUGAAGCACAGGGUGUGAGGAGGGGCUGGAUGGAAUUCCUUUUGGGAUUAAACGUUUCCACAAGA